CUGCCAUGCAGUAAAGCAUAGAGGGGUUUGUGUGUGUCGAGUCGAUCAAGCCAGCCGUGUGCAUGCAUUCCCAUUCAUUUGUGGUUUAGAGACGGGGGACGAGUGUGUAGGUACCAAGCUAGGCUCUCUCUCAUAACCCAAUGUAAACUCACAUCUUUCUCCUCACUCAUUCUCAUUCGGAGUGGAGUGGAGUCGAGUUGAUUUGCGCUUGUUAUUUGCGGGAUUUGCAAUUGUACAUUCCCAUUCACGCUCAUUUUCGGAGGAUACUUGUAUGUCAGGAAUAUCAUCAGGAACCUGAAGGUUGUCCGAGGCUAUCUCUGCAGUGGCAGAUUUGGUUGAGGGAAGGUUCAUCCAUCUAGAAAAUGAGAAUAGCAUUAUCACCACUGUACUGCAGCAUCUGAUGUGACAGCAACAAGCAUAGACUGAUUCCUGAGCGGAGGUUGACUUGCAAUCAAAGGAUAGUUACAUGUGGAUUACGUUUUACCUGAUUUCAGGUUGGUGCUGAAUGAAGCAGAGUGCAACGUGAGGAACAUCAGAGUCCUGCAACCUGACCAGUACUGACCAGCAGCACAACAAUGCCCAGCAGACACCAAGGUGACCAGUGACAGAGGUCUGAUCAAGACAAGAACUAUUUCCCAAGAACUUCACAGCAAGGACUACCCCUCAUCCAUCUCCAUCUUCCCUCUGUAAAUGAGGUGACAUAAACAGUGUUCCGACAGCUGGGAAAACAGUCCCCCAGAUAUUCUCCUACAACUUCUCUCUUCGCUUCUGUUCACUUUGGAGGGUACUUGGGAACAAGAAAGCUUUGUUGUAUUUCCGUGCUCCAUCGGAGAAGGAAAUAAUUGGAAGAAGAAGAGGAGGGGGAAAAGAGGAUUAGCAUUGACUUGUUAAAGUUGUUUUGCAGCUCACUGAAUCCAGAGCUUUUUUGGGGUACUUCUUAACAUUGGGCAUAAGAAGGAAGGCAAACACAGAACUUUUUAUUGUUUGCUCGCUGAUCUCUCCGUAAGAGGUGUUAUAGAAGGAAUUAUUACAACUCAAGCUGGAAUUAUUGUUGUUCGAGAGGAGGAGGUGAACAGAGAAAAUCAGACAAGAUGGAGUCUCACUCAGGACCACACACAUGUUUAACAGUACUAGUGAUGUUUACCGUACUAGCAGUAAUGCUUGUAUCCCUUGGACAAGCCCAAGAAAUUAACGGCGUGUAUAGGGAUUGGUAUGAACCCCAAAGCAGAGACAAUCUUGGAGACGAAUCCGAUGCGCUGGAGCCCAGCUUUGGAGUCUGGAAACCAGUAUCACCGGGGUGGGGUAUACCCGAUACCACGGCAACGGUGGGAGUGGCGUUCAGUCAUAAGAUACCCAAAGAGGCUUUCAGGGGAGACGUAGAUAAGUACAUGUUGAAAGAAGUUGGAGCCCAGUCGCUUCCAUCAUGGCUGAACUUCAGCAACAAGACAAAUACACUUCAGGGAAUCCCAGGAAAGGAAGACCAGCGUCAGUACUACAUCUCAGUAACUGCAUUAGGAAAGGUGUCCAACCUCACCAAGGACAGUUCUAACACAAAGGAUGUCUUCAGCAUCAAUGUACUCCCUCAAGACACACCACAUACAAAGAGCACAGAUGAAUCCACUUCCAAGCACAAAGAUGGAGUGGUGGUUUGUCCACCAGAGAAGCCGGCUGUUCGAGCAACUAUCAUCCUAGAUGCUGACUGGUCACUAUUAACACCACAAGAAAGAAUCAAUAUGGUAUCCAAGUUGUCCAAGUAUUCCAGAAUACCCAUGACUGCCUUCAAGCUUCUCCCAGAGAAGGAUGACAACAAGGGUUACCAGGCCUUAGCUGCAGGCAGCGGGAAUAUUGCCACUGCCAAACAUGAAGGGUUGUCACUGAGUUGGGUGGUUGGCUGUGGACGGAAUAUUGACCAGCUUCCAGUUGUUACCAUCUUAGAGGGCGCUUCUAAGGAUGGCUCCAUGGCUGAAAAACUGAACUAUGACAUUAAGGGCUGGUAUGUCAGCAGUAAUACCCCAAUCAUCAAGAAUAGAGUCAGAAGACAGGCCCCUUUGAUGGGAACCGUUGUUCCCACUGCCCUUCCAACAGGUGCACCUAAACCUACAGAAGUUCUUUCCACUGUAUACCCUUCUACUCACAUCAUCCCCACAGAGAGCUCACCAGUUUUAAGCAGUAUGAUCAGAACAGCAGGUACCCAAGACCCAAUGACCAUGACUGCCAAAGAAACUUCAACCAAAACUGGGAAGGUGUCUAUCUCCCCAACAGUGAAAGCAUCAAAGACAUCUUUCUACAAAACAUCUGUAAUAACUCCUACACCAACACCUGUUGCAACAACUGAAGUACCUACUGAAGCACCUACUCGCGCAUUCAGUCCACCAGUUCCUUCAAUGACAGCUACAGAGAGCCUAGUGGUUAUGCCUACAAUGACAUCAACACCUGUUGCAAGCAUUCCUGUUGACACAAUGGCACCUACAACAGUUGUAAUCAUGCCUACUCCAACUAAACCUGUCACAACUCCAUCAGACACUAUACCAGAACCAACAACACCAAAACCAGCAACCCCAUAUGUCAACAAAGGACCUGAGAUAGUCCACCCUAUUGAAAGAAUAGAUGUCAUAGUAGGAGUUCCUUUUGUGUUUGUAGUCCCUGCAGACACCUACAUGGAUCCCGAAGAUGGUAAUACCCGUGAGCUGUCACUGAUGCUGGUGGAUGCAGAUGGUACGCUCCUGAGCUCUGACUUCUGGCUUAAGUUUGACAAGCAAAAGCAGACAAUGUUUGCUUACACCGAGAAGGUUUUCGAUGUGGAAACAUACGUCAUGAUAGCUCAAGAUAAAGAAGGUGUUGAAUUACGAGAUGCCUUUGAGGUUCAUGUCUUGGAUUCCAAUGCAGUACAAGAGGACCCACCUCCAGUUGCCAUGGGAGCUACUAUUAAUAUUGACUUUGAUGAGUUUAUCAACAAUCCUGAGCUGCAACUUGAUAUCCUGAAUAGAAUAGCCAGUAUCUUUGGCGAUCCUGAUGCUAGUGCCCUGACUAUAACCGGCAUACGGCGCGGUUCAGUCAUUCUCUCUUUCACCAAUAAUACCAUUCCAAAGGAUACCUGUCCUGUCGAGUUGAUAGAAGAACUCAUGAAGAAGCUAGUGACACCUGAUGGCAAGCCAACUCAAGCCCUUAUUGAUGCUUUCUCUCCUAAUUACACCAUUUCUGGUGUUGAGGCAGCUCCUCAAGGCACAUGUGAUGCUACCACUCCAGCACCUACAACUCCUUCCACCAAGGCUUACGUACCUCCUUUAGAUGGCAAUACAAAAGCUAAUGAUGCAUGGAUUACCAAUGUCCUUCCUGGUGUAAUAGUAGCAUUCAUCAUCAUCCUGGCUGGUAUUGUGGUGUUCAUACUCUACCGCAGGAACCGAAAGGGGAAACUGUCAGACGAGGACCAGAAUACGUUCAUCAACAAAGGAAUCCCUAUCAUAUUCACAGAAGAGUUGGACGAGGCUGACAAGCACCCUUCAUCGACACCACUGAUCAUGAAGAAUGAGAAGCCACCUUUACCACCACCAGAAUACUCUGCAGAAGACGGGACGAGACAACCUCUGAUGAGUGAUCACAGAUCUCAAGAUGAUCCAAACAAGCCAUCAAUGCCCAUGGUGGAUCUAGGGGGAUCCCCUCCCUAUGAGCCUCCACCACCAAUAACACCAUCACCACCAGAAAGUAGGAAUCCUCAUGCCCCAAGCACGACGCGAUUUCAAUCACCACCUGCCUAUGUUCCCCCUUAACAUCCUGUGCGUGCUGUAAAUCUGUUGAUCAUCGGAUCCCGGUACCACUUUCUAUCUAACCAAUGCCUUGAUGAUGUACCCUGAUAUCGUCAGUCUCGUCAUGCAGUCUGAAGAGUCCACUUAGAUAAGGGAAAAAGAGACGAUAAUGACUUAAGAAAAGCCUCCUUUCUCUAAUUUUGUACAGGACCUGAAUGGUUCACAUCAAAGAAAGACACUAUUGAUCUUGAUAUAUUUGUCAAACUGUCAAACAAAAUAAAAAUUAGUAGGUCUGGCUCGGGCUUCACAGGCCAUGUGUAUAGUAUACCAAGACCAUCCCUUGAGAUAUGUACUAUAGUGAGUUUUAUAUUUAACUUGUUUAUUUAAUGAUCAUUAAAUAAGUAAUGUGUUCCUUCAAAUGUAAAAGCCAUAUACAUGUGCGAUUGUGCUAUGAAAACUAAAGCUUGAUGACAUUGGGUGACUCAAGUAGUCACAAUGUUCGUAGUUGUGCUUGCUUUCAUUGCUAGAGGGCAGUCUUUACUUGAAAGUCCAAUUCAAAUACAAGAGUUUCUAAGCUGUAAAAUAUUCUUCCAGUGGUUUGACAUGAAAUAAAGGUGUUGUAUUCAAUCAAAUAUGAUGCAAUUUUUCUUCAAAGCCUUUGCUUAUAAGAAGAAGGGGGAAAAGGCAAGUUUUGGUUUUCCUGCAUUUAGUUAGCAUUUACCUGUACUUCCUUGGCAUAAAUGAUAUGUCAUUUGCAAUAUUGACUUUCUGAUUUUUGAUAUGUAUAUACCUGUACAGGUGUAAGAAAGAUGUGAUAGAAUACAAAAACUUGGACGUGUCGACGUGAUGGAACAAUGUUGUCUACAAGCUGUUCAUGUUUCUGAUACCUUUAGUUCUUUCAUUAAUUAUCACCCAUGAAAACAAAUAGCAUCAUGAUUGCAUCAGCAAAUUCUCUCAUCUUAUUUUGUACACUAUGCAUUAUGUAUUUAUGUAUAAUUGACAUGAAGUCAUAUAUUAUAUUUUUGUCUCAUCUCUCCGUUACUUUACAGUUAGAUAGGUGAAGUGUUCAGGCAUGCUUAGUACAGAGGUCUUGUGGUAGUGUAUUUUCUGAACAUGGGGAUCAGAAAAUAAGUGUUUUUGCUGUAAGUAAGGAAGCAAACUAGUAUGAUGCACAACUCAUUCCUGCAUUAUCGUUUGUAUGCAAAUGAGAUGGAAUAGUCCUUUCUAUUUGUAUAUUAUGUUGUCAACUUUACAACUAAAUGACAUUGUUUUUAUUUCUUUUUUAUUUGGCAACGACUGAAGUUAACAUGUCGAAACGGAUGCUAUUGCUAUCGUUCAGGAAUUUCUUUUUUAAGUCACAAUUUUUUUUUUAACGUUUCAGGUUUAAAGGCUCUCCAAGACAACUGUGAAUGCUGUUUGUCAUACGAGGGCAUUUGAAAUAUUGUACAUAGUAGGAAUUGAAAAUAUGAUAUGUAUGAAUUAUCCAACAUCAUGUACAAUAUUAGAGACAGCUGUGUAGCCAUAUCUUUCAUCUAUAAUUUCUUCUGCGUGAUCUCGAUAGAAUGUUUUAGCGCUUUGCAUGGUCUUGCAAGCCAACUCCUGGUCCUGAAUUUCAACAGUACUCCUUAGUCUGUGGCAAGUCUCGCCAGUUAACCUAGUAUCACUAGCAGUACUGAUACAUGAUUCUUGUACUAAACUUUUUCAAUAUUGAGAACUGUACUAUGUCACGGCAUUUAUUUCAUCUCUAGUUAAAUAGAAAUGAAUUCAUGAAGAAUGACAAGUACUAUAUUGAAUAGCCUGAACAUCAUUUUAGCUGAUGUUACCUCACAGUAUAGGGAUUUGGUAUUAAUAUGACACAAAAUACUGACAGUGGCUGCUUUGAAUUGUAAUUGUAAUGGUCAUCCAAUUUUGCUUAUAGCAUGUACAGUUAACACAAAGCAUGUCACAGAAGAUGCUCAGAAGAUGUUAAAAUCAUUUCAACUGAUUCAUUGACUUCAAGAACUGAAUGUCAAAUGUCAUAUUUUUAAAAGCUCUCAUACGAGGAAUCAGGCAGUUGGAAACGUAGUGUGAUUGAACGCUGCUGCAUUUGUUCUAAAAAAAAAUAAAAAAAUUUGAGACUUCUAUUUUAUAUACAUUAAAGAAAAGAUAGAAAAUGAUGAAAGUUAAUCACACAAUCUAGAAUAAAUAGCUUGAGCUUAUGUUCGUAAUCAAGAUUUAUCAUACAUUAUUGAUCUAUGAAAAAUGAGCAUGGAUUUGAAAUAUUUCUAUGUGAGAGCAUUAUAAAGUUGGUUAUGGGUGCUCGGACUGCUUGACAAAUCAUGGAAUAGUAUUCCCGUAAAAAAUAAGAUUAUCUAACCUAGUACUGACUAUCUAACAAAGAAUGAUUGAAGCACUGUAGUGUCUGACUGUUGAUUGAUGUUGCAUUUAAAAGAAAAGAAGAAAAAAUAUUGAUUAUGUAAAAGUCCAAAUUAAGCAUCAGUCAUGUGAAAUCUUUUGAACAAAUCGUAAUCAGAUUUCAAAAUUGGAAGUUAAAUAUUCAGGCCUUUUAUAUUUUAAUUAUGGUGUUGCGUUUAAUCCAGGAAUUCAAGUUAUAUUUUAGCAGAGGAAAUAUUCUGCUGUUCCUGAUGCCAAAAGAAGCAAAAGGUCAUGUGUUUACUUAAAAAUUAGAAUGCUAUUGACUUGAUUCAAUCAAAGCUACUUUUUAUAGUACUUUGUUUACUAAUCAUAGAGUUUUUUUACACAAAAAUGUUUUAAUAGCCUUGAUUUUUAUCCACAAAAAGAAAGCAGUGCUAUUUUCUUCAUGGAGAGCUUUAAGCUCACUUAUCUUUGACUGAUAAUGAUGGUCACUGUGGGCUUCAAGUCUGUUUGUAUUUGUGUGAUUUAAGAUGAUAACUUAUGAGGAUUAAUAGCAUGAAUACUUCUUGUGGUUUUUCUAGAGUUAUAGCACUUUUGCACUUCCACUUUCUGUUAUUUGGAUAAGAACUAGAGAAUGUUUAAAAUACUUCUUGUUUGGUUUUGACACGCCCUUUUAUCUUGUAGUUACUCUUGUUUUGACAGAGAUAAUGUAUUAUUCUAUGUCACUUUUUGUACAUAAGAUUUCUCUUGUUGUAAUCUGUUUGAUAAUGAUAGCAAGUUGGAUAUUUGAUCGAAUUAUGUGUGUUUUUAAACAUAAUGCAAAAAGACAACACAUGAUUAUGUGUUUGAUGACAUUUGAAGUAUUUAUCGAGACAUGGUUCUUGUUUAUAUGUCCCCAUCACUAUUUUGUCUUUUUAUUUCAAAGAAUUAUGUAUAAGAAUCACAAGGUGCUUAGAUAAAACAACUUGUACAUAUAUUUAAAACCAAGUUUUGUUUUAGCCAACUGUUACGCAGAUCUUUGAUUUUCUAUGAUUUUGUUUCUUUUUUUAUAAAUUCAUUAUGAGUGCCCAAACUCAGAGAAAAUAGAUUUCUGAGCGAUACUUGCAAGAUAUAUUCAAUUCCUGCAUUUUUUGGUCCAUGAGAAAGAAAAAGAGCAUGAGCUAUGGAUCCAUGAAGAUGGUCAUUUUGUUCAAGUGCAUAGUGCAAAGGACCUAAAGAUAAAAGUAAGAGAUUUAUGUUGUGAUAACUAGUAUCAUGACGAUUCAGACGAUACAAACAAAUAUCUGUGAUUAUCUCACAAAGUAGAAAGUGGUAUGAGAGAAGUACAAGAAGAUCACAGGUUUAAGCUGCUGAUCUUUUGAUUAUGGAGAAUAUCAUUAGCAUUUCUUUAAGUAUUCUUACUAGUUAUUAGAUACAUCAGCUUUUGAUAAGAUUUCAGCAAAAUGUCUCCUUUAAAUAGUACCCUGGCAAUGAACAUGAGGGAAACUUGGAUGAAAAUAUUACUCGAGUAGCUGGCAGACUGGCCGAAUUGCACUUUGAUCAUUCAAAAUUAUUAAAAAUAGCUAUUGGGCAGUGGGUGUUGCCCUCAGAUACUCUUUAGGGCACUUCAUGCCAGUUUGUGGAAUGGUUUGAAAGACACUUGGAUGCAUUUCUGACUGGGUAAUAUAUGUAAAAGAGAGAUAGUAACAGAUAAGAUGUUGCUUGAUUGGUGUGCUCAUACAGUAUAAGACAUCAUGCCUAUUAUAGAAGUAGAACCAUAUAGUAUUCGUCAGAAAUAAAAUAUGUGACUUGUAUUCAAAAUAAAAACAGAUAUUAUCUUUAGCGUGUACAUCUUGUAAAAGAAGACUUGUAAGAUAUAACAUUUUCAGUUAAAUUACAUAGUUAUGAUCAUUAUGUAUAGUUUUCAUCUUUUUUAUGGAAAGACCUGCUGCUUCGUUUUUUUUUUCUUCACAUAUUUUUUUUCUUCAUAGAUGCAGCCAAAAGUAAUAGUUUUUGUGUAUAUUAUUUUUUGUACUCCAAACUUGCCGAUCAUAGGUAACCUACAUUGUGCGGCCCAUUUAGUAUUUAUCAACCUCUAUAAUUAUGUACAUGUAUGUAUGUAUGUUUGUUUCUAUUGUAAUGUUCAUCAAUAAUAAUAAAAAAAAGUACUGUUGUGAUUAUACA
Messenger RNA from Strongylocentrotus purpuratus (purple sea urchin), 8261 nucleotides. RefSeq names its product dystroglycan (gene dag1). Gene Ontology annotation, cellular component: sarcolemma; dystrophin-associated glycoprotein complex; dystroglycan complex. Gene Ontology annotation, biological process: axon guidance; nerve development; morphogenesis of an epithelium. Lineage: Eukaryota; Metazoa; Echinodermata; Echinoidea; Camarodonta; Strongylocentrotidae. Gene Ontology annotation, molecular function: calcium ion binding; laminin binding. The coding region runs from base 1092 to 3767 and encodes 891 amino acids. The record is from RefSeq and is a predicted model, not a curated record. The transcript is spliced from 3 exons.